AAUUUGAUUAUGAUUAUCAAUAAUAUUUUUACAGCCUAUGUACCUUCCGGAAGACGUUGGAAUACCUUUUGGGGGAGCAGAAGAGGCAAACUUUUACGUGUUGGCCACGCAUUACGAAAAUGAGGAGUCUUUUACAAAUCUUAUUGACAACUCUGGUAUACGGAUAACUUACACAGCAAAGUUAAGAGAUCAUGAUGCGGCGUUCCUUUCCCUUGGAAACAUCAUUAGUCCUAACUGGCUUCAGUUUAUACCACCAGGAGAACCAAACUUUGUCCAGAAAGCCUACUGCUCAAUGAGAUGCCUUGGAUGGGGAAUUGGCAAUUGCUGGAAUAAAAAAGAUCUAAAUCAAAACAAUCUAAAACAUCUAGAGGACAAAAAAAUCUGGAUUAAUCAAAUCUAAACCAUCUGGAUCAACCAAAUCUGU
Messenger RNA from Ruditapes philippinarum (Manila clam), 424 nucleotides. RefSeq names its product dopamine beta-hydroxylase-like. Gene Ontology annotation, molecular function: dopamine beta-monooxygenase activity; copper ion binding. The transcript is spliced from 3 exons. NCBI's taxonomy places the organism in Eukaryota, Metazoa, Mollusca, Bivalvia, Venerida, Veneridae. The record is from RefSeq and is a predicted model, not a curated record. Bases 38 to 400 code for a protein of 120 amino acids.